This is a messenger RNA of Galeopterus variegatus (Sunda flying lemur), 1490 nucleotides long. RefSeq lists its product as uncharacterized. Gene Ontology annotation, molecular function: heme binding; peroxidase activity. Gene Ontology annotation, biological process: response to oxidative stress. NCBI's taxonomy places the organism in Eukaryota, Metazoa, Chordata, Mammalia, Dermoptera, Cynocephalidae. The record is from RefSeq and is a predicted model, not a curated record.
GUUACUACGUGUGGGGGGAGUCCUAUGGCCUGCACCAACUGGGGACACCUGCCGACUUGAGCCCGGCCACAGGCAAGAGCAGUGUGGUUGAUGGGAUAACGGACCUGUACAAGCACCCUGACGACAUCGACGUCUGGCUGGGCGGCUCAGCUGAAAACUUCCUCCCCAGGGCCUGAACCGGUUCCCUGUUCUCCUGUAUCACGGGGAAGCAGAUGAAGGCCCUGAGGGAUGGUGACGGGUUCUGGUGGGAAGACAGCCACAUCUUCACUGAGGCUCAGCGGCGUGAACUACAGAAGCCUUCCUUAUCUUUAGUCAUCUGUGACAACACCAGCCUCACCCACGUGCCCAUCGACGCAGUCCACAUGGCGAGAUUCCCCCAAGACUUGGAGGCAUGUGAGAACAUUCCCUGCAUGAACCUGGCAGUGUGGAGGGAGACCUUUCCUCAAGAUAACAAGUGUGGCCUCCCAGACAGAGUGGAGAACGGGGACUUUGUGCACUGCAAGGAAUCCAGGAGGCAUGUGCCGGUGUUCUCCUGCGGCCAACAGAUAGAACUGCACAGACGAGAACAAGCCACCUGCACCCAGAAAGAAUGGGACGUCCCACCCCCCACUUGCAAAGGUUCCUCCCCGGGCAGCGCCUGCUGUCUUGCAGGGAGGCUCUUCGGCCGGGUCUGGUGGGUGCUGCGUGCGGGCCGCGGCCGGUCCAGCGUCAGCUGCAGAGGCCUCAGGUGCACGAGGUGGGCGGGGAGGAUGCGGAGCAUCGUGGUCGGAGGGGACUCGCUGGAGCCGGGUCCUGAGAGGAGCAGGCCACCACCACCUCAGGGGGCUGUGGGGGACAGUGGCGGCCGUGACACGGAGGUGGCACCCGCGCUCUGCUUGGGCACGUGGACCUCUGCCUGGAGCGGCUGCCGCGGGAUGGGGAGCGCGGCUCCCUGGCCUCGCUUGCAGGUGUCAACGAGGGCAGAGAGCCCGCGCGUCCUGCCACUCCUCCGCGACGUGCAGGGACAGCAGGGCGGCUUUCACUGCGUCUGCAGUGACCCGCAGGAGCUGGGAGAGGACGGGGAAGAACGGGCUCCGGGUGGCCAGCACGUCUCCGUCCUGAUGGGGAGGGCAGAGGUCCGACUGCAGGGCCGUGGAGCUGUGUGUGCCACUGCCCCGAUGCUGGCUCAUGCCACCUUGCCUGGCUCUGCUGCUGGGUGGGAACCUGAUGGUGACUUUCCAGAGGACGUGCACAAGGGCCCCUAUAAGGUGGGCAGGCCUGCAAUUAUGGCUCCCCUGGCCAGGCAGGCCUACCGCAAGUACUCCCUAACCUGGGAUGGCCUGCUCCUAGGGAAGCCUCGGCCCUGCCUAGCCUUCGCCCAGAAAUUCCCUAGCCUGGCCUGGGCUGUCAUGAGGACACUGCUGGCCUGGCCCAGCCUGGCUCAGAGCCGAGGACCCCCUGACAUGUCCUGGGCUGUCACAAGGGACCUGAUGCCCUUUCCUGGCCUGUAA